AUGUCCUUCAGCAUGUGGGUUUUCACUGUGCUUUUCAUCAGUAUGGAGGAUCUUGUGAAUGGCGAUGAGUUAAAGACUGUGAUGGAGGGAGAUGUUCUCACUCUACAAACAAGAGACACUGAGAGUCUCAGUGAAGUAACAUGGCUGUUUAAACGAGGUGAUCAAACUGUUCGUAUCGCACAGAUGUAUCAGGGUUAUGAACCCUUUUAUGAAGAAACACUAACCGGCAGAGUGAAAAUGAACCCAAAGACUGGAGCUCUGACCAUCUGGAACAUCAGCAGCAGCGAUUCUGGACUUUAUCAAGUUUCUCUCCACAGUGGAUCUGUCUCAGAGAAAAGGAUCAGAGUGGAUGUUUACAGGCCUGUUUCUGUACCUGUCAUCAGGUCUCCAGUUGGUGUAAACCAAACUCAAGGUGAGACCCCCACUCUUUUUGAUUGUUCAUUUAGCAGACCACAACCAGCAGUUCAACAUAUGGAUUUAAGAAGACUCAAAACUCAAAACAAAAAGAAAAAAGGUUCUCUCAAACGGUUCAGAAUUAACCUGACACAACAGAUGUCCACUAGGUUCAUCAAAGCAGCCACAGAAGAUGGAGAAGUUCUGCUCUGUGUUGUGUUCUGUGAAAAAUGA
Molecule: messenger RNA, 627 nt
Organism: Sinocyclocheilus anshuiensis
Lineage: Eukaryota; Metazoa; Chordata; Actinopteri; Cypriniformes; Cyprinidae
Exons: 4
Coding region: 1-627 (208 amino acids)
Source: RefSeq, a predicted model, not a curated record